GUAGAAACUGAAAAACCAUUGUUACCAUCUUCCAAGAACAUAUGUGCUGCAUGCUCAUAAAAUCCCUAUAAAUACUUGAGCCAGUUGAGCUAUAAGAAGCAAUUGAUAUCUAGAGAAAAAGUACAAGCAUUUUAUACAGUUUAGAUAUAGAGCAUUAGAGUUUUGUUAUUGAGCACAGUCAGUCGAUCAAUAUGGCUGAUCGUAGUACUAAUGGUUUCUUUUACUUCUUUCUUGCGAUUGUUUUAGUGUCAAUGGCAGCGAUUUCCUCAGACGCACUCUCGACAACUUUCUAUGAUAAGGCUUGUCCAGAGGCUCUUCCAACCAUUAAGAAAGUGGUUGCUGAUGCGGUGAACCGUGAGGGUCGUAUGGGUGCUUCUUUGCUUCGACUUCAUUUCCAUGAUUGUUUCGUUAAUGGUUGUGACGGAUCCGUUCUUCUUGAUAGCACGUCAACCAUUGAUGGCGAGAAGACUGCACUUGCCAAUAACAAUUCAAUAAGAGGAUUUGAAGUAGUUGACAGAAUCAAGUCAGAGGUGGACAGAGUCUGUGGUUACCAAGUUGUAUCUUGUGCCGAUAUCUUGGCCGUCGCUGCUCGCGACUCUGUUGUCCAGUUAGGAGGACAGACAUGGAAUGUAGAACUAGGUCGAAGAGAUUCAACCACAGCGAGAAGAACCGAUGCCAACAAUGCCUUACCAGCCCCUUUCAUGGACCUCCCGGCUCUCAAAACCAACUUCGAAAAUGCAGGUUUAGAUGAAACAGAUCUAGUUGCAUUAUCGGGUGGACAUGCAAUAGGACUCUCUCAGUGUACCAAGUUCAAAGUUCGAAUCUACAAUGAUUCAAACAUCGACACAUCAUUUGCUGCGAACCUAAAACCAAUGUGCCCUUCCUCCGGCGGUGACACCAGACUUUCUCCAUUAGAUCCUACACCUACCAAAUUCGAUACACAGUACUUUAGAAAUUUGGUGAAGCAAAGAGGAUUACUACACUCGGAUCAGGCUUUGUUUAACGGUGUAUCAACUGAUGCAUUGGUCAGGAAAUAUAGUACUAAUGCUGGUGCAUUUGCAGCUGAUUUCGGAAAGUCCAUGGUCAAAAUGGGAAGAAAUAGGCCAUUGGAAGGAAAUUCUGGACAAAUUCGUUUGAACUGCAGGAGGAUUAAUUAAAAGAUAAUCAGCGGAUUGAUUAUUUGGUUAAAAUUCUUUGCAUGUAUUUUUAUUUAUUUAUAUAUUUAUUUUCAAAACUUAGCUGGGCAAUUUGUUCCAGCUUCCAUCAAUAAAAGCACUAGCCAGAAUUGAAAUAAAACAACAAGAUAUGGCUUUGCCAGAAGACUCGGUCACAAUCCUCUUGAAGAUAGGGCUGAGUACUCUGUGGCCGACGCUACGAAUUUAGAUGAUUGUUUCUUGUGGAUUCCCUGUAUCUGUUGGAA
Molecule: messenger RNA, 1420 nt
Organism: Papaver somniferum (opium poppy)
Lineage: Eukaryota; Viridiplantae; Streptophyta; Magnoliopsida; Ranunculales; Papaveraceae
Product: cationic peroxidase 1-like
Exons: 3
Coding region: 192-1157 (321 amino acids)
Biological process (GO): hydrogen peroxide catabolic process; response to oxidative stress
Molecular function (GO): peroxidase activity; heme binding
Source: RefSeq, a predicted model, not a curated record